Messenger RNA from Lates calcarifer (barramundi perch), 2035 nucleotides. Its product is annotated as DEP domain-containing protein 7. The coding region runs from base 45 to 1784 and encodes 579 amino acids. NCBI's taxonomy places the organism in Eukaryota, Metazoa, Chordata, Actinopteri, Centropomidae. Gene Ontology annotation, biological process: intracellular signal transduction. The record is from RefSeq and is a predicted model, not a curated record. The transcript has 12 exons.
CCUGGGAAGUGCCUCCUUGACUGUUUCCCCGUCAUUUAGUCAACAUGGCUUCAAUAAGGGAAAGAGCUGCGGUGUUAAACCUUGAAGAGAAACUGUGUGUUCGUCCUCAAGCUCGUGGAGUGGCCAGUAAACUAGUAGACCUACAGUCUUUCUCCUUGUGGAGUGGCCUAAUCUCGCACCUCCGGUCUUCUGUCAGGGUGAAGUGUCGACGAGUACACCUCAAGUUCCACAGCGACUGUUUCCUUGGCUCAGAGGCUGUUGAUGUGUUGACAGAACAUAUUAUCCAUGUGAAGGGCUUAGAGGGUACCAGCGUGUCACGGGACAAAGUGGUGUGUGUGUGCCAGGUUCUGUUGGACUGUAACGUGUUUGAGGCAGUGGGAACCAACGUGUUUGGGAAAGACAAGAAGCUAGAUGCCUUUCAGGACAGCAAGAGUAGUCUUUACAGGUUUCUAAAUAUGCAUAUGCCAUCAGUUGAUGAACUGGAGAGAGGUAUGCUUGUGAAUGGGAUCCAACAACUCUUCUGCAGUGCUCCUUCAGACAGGCAGAAAGAACAGACAUGUUCCACUGAGACACAUGUUCAGAUGUCCACCCGUGUCAUAUUCACUCAAGCAUCCACAAAAGCAAAUCAGCUGGACACUCCUGUCACUGCCAGCCUGUCAUUGGAGACUGUGGUGGACAAUCUGAGUCUGAGUCCCAGCAGAGUGCAGACUGACUCUGUGUUACCACAAUCAUUGGUAGAUGAGGUGUGGCAGGAACAGACUCUGCUCAGGCUGCUACACCUGGUGGAGCUCCCCCUCCUGGAAGGGGUACUUCAGUGCAGCCAGACUCCAUCACCAACCCCUUCAUCUCACCUGCUGGCUCACAGUAACAUAGACCUUAUCUAUAGCAGCAACCACCUGGACAGACAGAUCCUCAAGGCCCUCAGGGAGACUCAGGAGGAUGAAUGGCUCUGUGCAGCUCUGGACUGCCUUGACUUCCUGUCUGACCAGCCAGUGGUGGAGCUGAGCAGGGACCUGCCUUACUGUUUCCGUCAAGAUCAGGGGAGCUGUGACCAAGUCCAAGCUGGUAGCUAUAACAGUGAUGAGCCUCGUCUCUCUCAAAGUAGUUUGGCCCAGUGUAAGCUCCUGCUGUACAGGACCCUGGUGAAACACUACAGCUACACAGACAAACCUCCACUGCUGCCACAGUGCAUGACUGACGUCUAUGCAGCCAUCGCUGAUCUGCUGGUGAAUGCAAAGUUAGACAAGGCUCUUGAGGCUCUGCAGCUCUGCUUGAAGUUGCUGCCACCUAGCUGCAGAGAUGAGCUGCGCAGGCUGCUUACAUUCAUAGCUCUCGCAGCUGAUCCUCAAGGGAUAAAACUGGAUAAGGAGUUGGAAAACAGAUUAGCAGUGAAGAGGUCUUUCUUCAGAGCGAUUAUCCACAGCAAGGCUCUUUCAAAAGAGAAAGAGGACCUGAUUGCAGUCUUCAUGCUCAGCAACAUAAAGGAAAUCUUCAAGAUACCAGGGGCUCUGCACAAAGGAGUGAGUGACAAGCUGGCUAGCCUUGUCCAGGGGAAGCAGCUUGAUGUGACUGGCUCUCCGUCAUGUCAGCAGGUUUCCAGCAGGACUUGCACUGACUCUACAAAGAAGACCACCAAACAGGAACUGUGGGCUCUCCUUAACAGCAUCCACAUGGACCCGAAGGUCUCAGCCAAGGACAGAAAGCGCCUACUCAGACAGUUUUACCAAGCUCACCCACAUAUAUUUAACCAGUACUUUGGUGACUCUGCUGUUAAUGUGCUGUAGAUUUGUGAAGCCAGUGAUAUGGGCACAUACCCUGUGUCUCUGGUAUCUUAUACAGUCUGUUUCACUAGUCGCUUAAGAGGAGCUUUUGAAUUUUCAGCAUUUAGAUUUACAGUUGGCCAGUUAGGCACAAGCUGACUGAGUUAAAAGAGAUGUUUGUGACUGAGAGGAAAGAUAUGUACAGCUUAUAAUUGUACUUAAAUGUGUGUAUUUGCUUUAUUUUACUUUAACAGAAUAAAUGAACAUUUGAAAUA